AUACAGUCAUGGGUCUCAAUUUGUUGCAGAGCUUGCUUUUCAUCAGCCUCGCCACGUCGUCGAUGGCCAUGCCCGAGUGCUACAUCAGUCAAAUUUCGCUUGCGCUCAAUCCGAUUUUCAGAGGGAGUGCCUUCGCCGAGUGCGCGGCCAGCCUCCACGUUGACGUUGCAGUGAUUGCGAGUCCGACGGCCAGCUUUACGGAGGGUCAAUUUCUCCGGUUCCAUGCGAGCAACAACUGCGCUGUGGCCUACAACCAGAUGACAGCGAUGUACGCGCUCAUGUCGCCCGAAUGCUCGAUCAAAACGACGCCACGCCUCAUUUCGACCCAGACGCGAGCACAGCUGACGUGGGAAAGUCUCACAUUCGACAGCUACCUCUCCGUGUUUGGCAAUGGCGGCGCUCCAGAACCCACGACCGGCAACAGCUCCUCGAACAGCACCAACAGCUCGGACGCUCAGUACAUCGCGCCCACGCCGUCUCAAGGCCGUCGCAUAAGUGCUAUGAGUGCGAUUUGCUUCCUCGUAGUUCUUCUCGCGGCCAUAGUGUAGACCCACAAUCAUCAAACCUUUGUAACUUGCAAUGUCACC
Molecule: messenger RNA, 587 nt
Organism: Saprolegnia diclina VS20
Lineage: Eukaryota; Oomycota; Saprolegniomycetes; Saprolegniales; Saprolegniaceae
Exons: 2
Coding region: 9-548 (179 amino acids)
Source: RefSeq, a predicted model, not a curated record